AACACACACUCCCUAACCAGACGCUGUGUUUAAGUGUUUCUGACUACUGCUUGUUAGGCGAUAGUGUGUGUGUGUGUAAAUGUAGCCACGCUUUACCUGUCGGAGUAUCUCUCACCUUUGGACUGUAAACUGAGUUUCCUUGUGUCGGGAUGUCUUGGACUUUAUCCUGAUUAUACACCCCUAUUUAUGCUUUCAUGCCAGACUGACCGCUCAUUCUGCAUCACUGCAAAUAAAAAAACAAGACGACUUCAUCUUUCUCAACUCGCUUUCCAGCUACCAGCGCUCCUGGUGGAUUUUUGUAAUUUCUGUGACUGGAAUUCUCAAGCUUUACCUACAAAGGCUGUGAUUGUUUGUGUAUGUGUGAGCAGUAGCAGCUCUUGGGGCUGCAUAUUUGGACAAAAUGAUGGAAGAGGUGUCCACAAUGAUGGCGUACGAUGCCCAGGUUAUGGAACAGAUGAGCGAGGAGGAGAUCCUGGCCUGUCUGGUGGCUGAAACCGAACCUAAAUUCACAGUCCCGACAAAGAAAGCUAAACUGAAGGAAAGCCGGCUUCAGAUAAUGGAUGAGGAAGAAGAAGACCCUUUGGACAAAUACCUGAAGGAAAACCGUCGGCUUCAGCAGGCCAGCCUCCGUCUGGAACAGGAAAAUGACAACCUGGCCCACAGACUGAUCACCGGCAAGGUUGCCCUGAGGAAGGCUUUGGACAAGGCAGAGGACAGAGUGGACGAACUCACCAAAGACCUUCUGCAGACCAGACAUCAACUGCAGGCCACCGAGGAGGAGAAGAGAGGGAAGGAAGAGGAAGCUGCAAUGCUAAAGGAAGUGUUUCGAAGAGAGCUGGAGAAAGCUGAGCAGGAAGUCAAGAGGUCAUCAGGCAUCAUCGCAGAUUACAAACAGAUCUGCUCUCAGCUGACAAACCGUCUGGAGAGGCAGCAGGCCGCCCACAGAGAAGAGUUAGAAUCACUCAAGAGCGCAGUGAAGGCUUGCUCUCACUGUCAGUACAUUGUAGAGACAGAUGAACUGUCUACUGCAGGCAGAACUCUCCUGACAGCAGCUCUGACAGAGGGCCACGGCAAGACCGAACCAGGCCAAGAUGAGGACCAUGAAACCUUUAAAAAGGCAGAGCAGAGGAGGGAGAACCAAGAGAAGGAGUCCCUCAAAACUCAGAUAAGGGAGCUGGAGCAGGAGUUGGUCCAGACAAAACUCCAGAUGGUGGAGGCUAAAUGCAAAAUCCAGGAGCUGGAACACCAGAAUGGACUCCUGGCCAGCGAUCUGCAGGAGGCAAAGAACAACUGGAUCAGCAAGGCCUUUACCUCCCUGCGGACCUCCAGUGGUGGACUUCAGGGUAUUAGCGUACCCAGGAAUGGGGCUCCAGCGCCACGCUGGAACCUCCACAGUGGCUCCCUGUCUGGAUGGAGCAGCAAGAAGCUGUCGUGGCCUCACAGAGACAACAGAGAAAAGGUGUAAUAGCUUGGACUAAGAUCACCUAAAAUUGGACAUUAGAGACUGAUCAAACCUCCUCAAGUGUGAACUGUAUUAAUUCAUACUGUUAUGUACAUUGUGUAUUCGAUAUUAUAGCUGCUAUUUUUCAAUUUGUGCACUAGAGGGCAGACUAGAGCACAAAAUGGGCAUAGGAGAGUACCUGAGAGCACAGACAAGUGCUGCCAGACAAGUUUUUUCAUGUGUCUUUAUCGCUUUCCAGUAACUGCAUUCAGUAAUAAUGUUUUUUCUACAUAUGUAAAACUAAUCAUUGUGC
Messenger RNA from Lates calcarifer (barramundi perch), 1754 nucleotides. RefSeq names its product RAB GTPase activating protein 1-like 2 (gene rabgap1l2). NCBI's taxonomy places the organism in Eukaryota, Metazoa, Chordata, Actinopteri, Centropomidae. The record is from RefSeq and is a predicted model, not a curated record.